Messenger RNA from Megachile rotundata (alfalfa leafcutting bee), 4637 nucleotides. RefSeq lists its product as uncharacterized. Gene Ontology annotation, cellular component: mitochondrial outer membrane. The record is from RefSeq and is a predicted model, not a curated record. Lineage: Eukaryota; Metazoa; Arthropoda; Insecta; Hymenoptera; Megachilidae. Gene Ontology annotation, biological process: mitochondrial protein catabolic process; mitophagy by internal vacuole formation.
AUGAGCAGACGUACGGUGCCACCGGCUGGGUUGAACUCCUGCGAGAGGAUAAGGCCUGAACGACCCAGGAAUCCCAUUCAGAGACUCGUAUGGGGUCCAGGUUCUCAAUUUCAAGUCGGUCCAAUCGGCUUGCCCGAGGACGAAGGUUCGAAUCCGAGAAUGGCUCUGAGAAGACUGCUAAGACUGUACGAAGGAAGACAGUACCGAGAGGCAGCCAGUUUCCUCAUGAAGCUACCCCAGUAUACUCUAAAGGCGACCCUGCCGGAUAUUCCGGUGGACCUGUUGAUCGAAACUCUGCCGCACAGUUUAUCCCUGUUGGAAGCUCUCUACUCGAGGCUAGUCGAGUUAAACGUGGACGACGCGAAGAUUCUGCGGGUCGAGCAGGUCCUUUGGAGAAUCGUGCAUCUGAUUUCGACCAGCCAAGACCACUUCCGUCAGAGGAUCUGGGGUAAAUUGUUGAUGUCUCUGGGCAGAUUGGCGCCCAACGCCAGGAACAUGUUGACCGGCCGGAAAAGAGCUUUGGAGAGGGCGGUCGAAGGUUUGGGUAAACACGGCCUGGUGCCAUCUUGCCAGGCGAACAAUUUGGAGAACGGUAACGCGUCGAAUUUGCUUCCUCUGCCGGUCGCGAUGAAAGAGGAACUCGAGAACAGGAUCGAAGCGUACAAGUUAGCCGUGCACAAGAUCGAAAGUUUCGGGAAACACGCCAGGACGCACAAAGCGGAUCAAGGUGUACAGGCGGCCUCGCACCAGAGGCAACUUUCGCUCAAGUACAGCGAGAUUCAGCAGAGGCUGAUCGAUAAUCAGAGUCUACUGAACACGUUGGAGAAAGCCGGUGACCCCAACGGCUUAGAAAGCUUGCUAUCCGAGCUGAAACGAAGGGUCGAGCAGGACAAGGAGGCGCUCAGACAAUGGACGGCCUUGAGAAAAUCCACGCUCGCUGGAAACACGAAAAAUCCACCGUUAGCCGCCAGACUCUUACAAUUCUCCAGGGGUUGCGAGCUGGCUCUGCAGCUGAUGGACCAAGAUAAUCUACAGGUAUUCCAACUGGCCGAGAAUCUGGCAGACGAUUACGAGGAGGAAUCCAGCAGCAGUGCCGGCUAUCACACGGACGAGAGUUGCAGUCCGACUCCGGAACCGGUGGUCAGAAACGGCUGCGAGAUUCUCAGGUUGGAGGAUUUUCCGAAUGCGAGCUCCGCCGAUGAGGCCAGCACGAAACGACUGGUCGAAAGAUACGCGGCGCUCUACGCCCAGGCGCAUUUGCAUACCUUGGAUGCCUUGGACGCUUUGGAACCAUUGAAAGACGCUCCCGACUUGAAAGCCAAGAUCCUCUAUUCAGUGGUCGUGCUCUCGUGGCGAUUGGCGGGCACCGUCCAGACAUCCAGGUACCUGGAAGUGGUGAAGAUCCUAAAUGGCAGCAGCUCGGCCACCGCGCAAACGACACCCGAGCUCGAGGAAUGCGUGAAGCGGCAGUUGGCGACUUCCGGUGCGCAAACCGGUUGCCGGGAGGUCGCGGAACAGGUGGUCAACCAGCUGGAAAGGACGCUGUACGACUUUCCGUGUCUACGGGGAUGCAUCGAGGUGAAGAAGUACGCCAUUGCUUGCUCCAGUUUGGCCUGGGCUUGUUUGGCACGUGCCACACCGUUGGUCCUCGAUGUGGCUCACAGCGUGGAAUUUAGACGAGAAGUGCACGCGAGACAUCACGCCUCACCGAAUCCCAACGGUACCAGAAUCAAGACAGUUUUAUGGCCUGGUCUCAGAGAAGACUGCCAAGGCCCUUGCCUUUACAAAGCCGUCGUUUUGACGUUGUGAUGACCGAUCAAUUAUUCAGACGCGGUAUCUUCUCGGGUGACGCCUCGAGGAACAGAUAAACGAUAUUAGAAUAUAUGGCUGCAACCUAGCUCGCAAUAGGAUACUAUAGCAGUCUGUUUCAGUAAUACACUUUAGUCGUAUCAUCCUAUUUUCAGAUUAUUCGAUCCGCAUGCCCGCAAGAAUUUAUCUGAUUAUUAUCAUCGGACCGACUUGCCUAUUCCUCCAAUAAUUUUUAAGCCGAUUUGCAAGGUCGUUAUCGCGCAUAAAAAUAAAAUCCCCGUUAAUCAUCCUCGUACCAAAUAACCGACAGUAAGUACAUACCUCGAACGACCAUUAAGGUAAUAAAACUCGGUGAAAUUUCAUCGGCUCGUUAAAUGCGGCGAGCGUAAUGCACGAUAGGGUUCAGCGAAGAGUGAGCAAUCUUUCCCAAGAGGCGCGUAAAUCGGCGAAACGUGCGAGAUUCGGAGUAACGUAAGAAUUAUCUAUGAACUCGAAUGGAAUGGAAGCAAAGUUCGCGUAAACGAAGUAACAGAAACCGUAACGAUUGUGUAUGCAGCGUACGCCAUUGGCUGCUCCAAUUUCCACGCGUGCCUCGUCGCAGUCUUGAAUUUCCCAAGGGAAACCGGAAUUACAUUUACACUCGGCCUUAUGUAAGGGAAACGAGACACGCUCUUUGCCGUAGAGCUACGGGUUUAACAUGGAGCGGCUCAAUGAGAUUCUUUUAAUACCUUGUAGGAAAGCUAAGCUUGUCUCGCCACGAAUUCAAACUGUUUUCACAGCGCGAAGCUCUUUGACAUGAAAAGCUGAACGAAGUGCGCUCCGAGGAAAAUGCGAGGCUUUGCAGGUAGAAAUUGUUAAAUCAGAAAGCGAAACCUGUUCGGAAAAUUUUGGCAGAGUCAGUUGUUUCCCUCCGUUAAGGAAGUCGUAACACAGACGACGAACUCGUGAAGGUUUAUGUUCGAUGCGAGGCCAUGGAUGGUCCAGAAAUAUCGGUGUUCCGGGACAAUAGUGGCCAAACGAUGAAACUUCCCCCGGUGUCGACGCGUCCUAAUUCUCGACACGUACCUUCAAGUAUUUCUCCCUUUUCUAAUACCAGAAUCCGGAAAGAUUGUCACCCUCGUACUCGACUUCGAUGGUGAUGUUUUUCUUCCUUUGAUAAAAUGACUCCUACGAGACCGCGAUCAAAACGAUACGUUGAAUUUUAAAGAAUUUAUUAUAAAUUUCACUUUCUAUAUACAUAAUUCUUACAUCGUUUCAACUGUCUUUCUCUCUCUCUUUCGUUUAAUGUAACAAAUACAAAAGUACGCAAGACGUUAACGUUAACAAUCGAAACGUUCAAAUUUCAAGACGUGAACAAGUUUUUUGCGAAUAUUUUCUACGUGAAAGAUGAGUCCUAGCAAACAUGCCAUGAGAGCUUCAAACGUACCCUGAUAAAAUAAACAGUGAACCGAGUAGAACGAGGCGAGGGUGGAAUUUCUCGACAAAUUUAACGUUUAAUCCGCCUCUGUCGGGCUCUCGAGUGUAUUUACAUCUAACUUAACAAAUACGCUUUGAUUUCUCCGCACUACAAUAGACGUCGGACGCGCCUAAUCCGGCAAUCGAUCGCGGUUUCCUUCGAAACUGCGUCGUACCGUCUAUCAUAAAAUUUGCGCGAUCCUUUCACAAAACGAAAGAAGUUUCUUAUAACGAGUGUUCUGAAUUUUUCGGUGGACCGCGUUCAAUCGCUCAGUGUCGCGGCUGUCGAAUAUACGAGGUAUCCCGUAACGCGUCGAAACUACUUCAGAGAUCAAUUUGCCUUCCGACAAUUCUGUCAUCCGUUUACUUUUGUAGCGAGCCUGUAAUUUCGUUUGCGAUAAAGCUACGUUUAUGCAAAUAAAAUUUCAAUUUGAACGCUCGAUUGACUUACACCUAUUAAGAAACGUAUUGUACGAGAUGCAAAGGUAGAACUCUAGCGAAGGUGAGCAGAUACGUUACACUUUGUAAAGGUAAGUAGAUACCGAGAUCGUCGAGAAAUAAACUUACUUAUACAACUCAUAAUCAAGGGCAAAGUAUAAUACAUUUGUAUGAAUGCUUGAAGUUCUAUAAAGUAGUUCAUGUUACGGGACAUCCUAGAUACAAACUACGUCGUAACGAUUUACCCUACAUAAAUACUGUUACGAACAGUGUGAAUACCUCUUUACGUCAUCGUUACCGAUAAACGUAUCGUCAGUCCUUAAAAGACCUACAGAUAUCUCCGUAGGUUCAAUGAUAAGAGGUAAAUGCUUCAACUACCAAAUGCAAACGUGUUCGCGGUAAUUUUUGUAUACGGUUCAACGAUAUACAAGAGUUAUGAAUAAAAUAUGCUUUUCUUUGUUAAAUGCUUUUCGACGUAAAAGGUGCCUUUACGAGUCGCGAAACGAAAGGCGCAAAACAAAUGGAAAACUUUACAAUGCCUUAAUGUUUGUCUAAAUUUAAUGAAACAUAAAUUUAUCAUCUACUGUAAAAUUAUGUUAAGACACUAACGUUGCUUCAAAAAACGAUUUAUAAAUGUCAAGGUUGCGUUCCAAACACGAACGAAAUAAAUUAUAAGAUUAGAGCAAUUUGUUUUUGAGCUCGAUACGAUCGAUGCACGAUUAACAGAAUAUCUGAAAAGUGUAAUCGAACGACAGCCUAGUUUAAAUUAUAACGAGUGAACGAAUAAAAUUAUCGAUUAAACAAAAAAAGAUUUCUAUCGUCGCUACGCUUUUCGUAUGAUAUAAUUACAUUUCAUGGUUUGUAUAAAAUAUACUCGAUCGCUACAGGCACAGUAUGUAAUAUUCUAUGUAUAGUCAAGAGUUUAAAACUUUAAA